AUGAAAAAUUAUAGAAUAAACCUUUUGAACGUUUUUAAAAAGUCAGUCCCUUUAAGAAUAGUCAGAGAAAAACACACAAACUCAAAUGAGGGUACAGGAAAAUCAAAAAUAGAAAAAAAAAUAAUACAGCCAAUCGAAAGUAAAACCAAUACAUUUGUAAAUAAGAAUAAACAAAAACUAUCUAAUAAUGACAAUAAUAAUAUAAAAACAUUUUUAACAAAAUAUAAUAUAUAUAUAACAUAUUAUAGUGGUUUUGUAUUUUUGUUUUCUAUAUUUUCAUAUUGUGUUAUUAAUUUGGUAUGGAUGUUUGUUGAACAACCACCACCCUUAAUAAUUGUAAAAGAAAACGUUUUAAAAGAUAAAAAAUUAAUAGAUGAAUAUGAAGAAAUAAUAUUUUCCAGAUACUGGACUGGGUAUAUAAAUGAGGAUAGUGCUCAAAUUAUAAUUAACAUCAAAAGUAAAAAUAAACGUGAUAAAAAAGGAAAAAUUAUUAGUAACUUAAUUAAAAAAAAUAAUGAAUGGAUUGUAAAAACAUUAACAUAUUAUAAUGUAAAAAAAAAUGAUAAUUUACAAACAGAUGAUUUAAAAACAUUAAAACAAAACAUGACAAAUAGUAGUCUAUGCCCAAUAAAUACUGACAACUUUGGAUGUAAAAAAAAGUAA
Messenger RNA from Plasmodium vinckei vinckei, 663 nucleotides. Its product is annotated as conserved Plasmodium protein, unknown function. The record is from RefSeq and is a predicted model, not a curated record. The transcript has a single exon. NCBI's taxonomy places the organism in Eukaryota, Apicomplexa, Aconoidasida, Haemosporida, Plasmodiidae. Bases 1 to 663 code for a protein of 220 amino acids.